Molecule: messenger RNA, 937 nt
Organism: Serpula lacrymans var. lacrymans S7.9
Lineage: Eukaryota; Fungi; Basidiomycota; Agaricomycetes; Boletales; Serpulaceae
Exons: 3
Source: RefSeq, a predicted model, not a curated record
GAUCAGAUCCUGUACAACAUAAAAGCUUCAAGUCGAUGGUGGUCACUGUCAGACAAUACUGUCGUUUAUCAGUCCAUUAAACCUCUCUCACCAUGCCAUUUAUCCAAUACGGAGACCACGCCGAAGCUCAUAUUAAAACAUACAACGACGUUGCCGGUGAUCAGAACAACAAAACUGACACAAACAACUCUUAUCAGAACAACGUUGGGAACACUACCACGACAGGGAAUAUAGAUUCGAAUAACGAUUCCUCCGUCACGCAGAUAACAAUAGAUGACAAUUAGUAUGCGGUGUGCCAUAAAUAAACUUGUCCCUGUGCGUUGAGAAACCCAUAUUAUUAGUAGCACGGCGUGUGUAGGCGGAGAUUGUGCAUGCCUAUUCGAUCCUGGUUCCUUGCAAUAUCAACCCAAUUGAUUGGUCUGGUUUUCAUAUAGUCGCUACUCGGGUGCCCCUAUCAUAGACGCUCUCGGUGCUUGUGUACCAGAAAUGUGAGAGUUAUUUAUGAUAGAUAUCUUCUUUCUGCUCCUCUGCACUCUGGCUGCGGACUCCUGAAGUGGGUAAAGAACAAUAAUUCCCAUAGUUAUCGGGCGUUUCAUCCAUAAGUAUAUCCGUGUCCAUACUCACCCAAGUUAUCGAUAUCUCACGGCCUGCGUUGAGUCUUUCUCUUUAGUGAAUUGGGGUAUCUGUGCUUACUCUUCUUUUAUCGUAUCUGAUCCUUUCCGACGUUGAUAUCUAUCUUUAGGCACUCAUGAAGUGAUCAUCGAUUAUCACUGGUCUGGUGAUUAGCCUUCUGAUGGAGAAUCCUGAUUAAAUUGUUAGCCUUUCAGGCUCCAACGCUGGCUGAACAGUGGUCACCCUAUUAUGUUGUACUGUACACUGACAACAACUCAGACUCGAUGGAUGCCUGAACAUUUUGAAUUUUCGAAUUAGCCGAACA